Molecule: messenger RNA, 1219 nt
Organism: Rubroshorea leprosula
Lineage: Eukaryota; Viridiplantae; Streptophyta; Magnoliopsida; Malvales; Dipterocarpaceae
Source: the annotation of a GenBank genome assembly
AUAAGAAAGCAAUGAAUCUUUCUUCAAAUAUUUCUCCUUCUAUCUCUAAGACUCUAUAUUUAGCGCUAAACAAAAAUUUCUUAGUGGUCAUCCUUACCAAGGAAUUAGGAAUUAAAGAUGAAAAGAGAGAAAGGAAAGGUGUGUGUGACGGGUGGUACUAGCUUCAUUGCACCAUGGUUGAUCAUGAAGCUUCUUCAACAGGGUUACUCUGUCCAUACCACCAUUAGAACUCGCGUAGUAGGUACUUUGAUUACAAGCUCAUUUUAUUAUUCAACUACUUGAAAAGAUAUAAAUGCUUAUUAACUGUUUGAUCUUCUAUCUCAAUUAUGAGCUACAGAGCAAAAGAGAGACAUUAGCUUCCUCACACAAUUGCCUGGAGCAACCGAAAGACUAAAAAUCUUCAACGCUAAUCUUGAAAAUCCAAACAGUUUUGAUGUAGCCAUUGAAGGAUGUUGAGGAGUCUUUCAUUUGGCUACUCCCAUGGACUCAAAGAUGAGGAACCUCCAGAAAUGGUUGCCAAUAAGACAAUCAAUGAAACACUGGGAAUCUUAAAGGCAUGCUUGAAAGCAAAGACAGUGAAACGAGUGGUUUACACUUCUAGUGCAUCUGCCAUCUUUGUUAACAAUUACUGGAAUAAAGUGGUGGUGAUGGAUGAAAGCUUCUGGAGUGAUGUAGAUUUCAUUAGAAAAUUUAAACCUUCUGGAGGUUCCUACCCGAUUUCCAAAACAUUAACAAAGAAGGCUGCUCUUGAAUUUGCACCGAAAAAUGGAUUGGAUCUAGUCACCUUAAUUCCUUCCAUUGUUGGGGAGAAAAGUGAAGAAUAUAUGAAACUAUUGAAUGCAUCGAUGGUGCAUGUUGAUGAUGUAGCCAUGGCACAAAUUUUCCUACUUGAGUAUCCUAAUGCCACAGUGUCUAGAAGUUCCUUGGCAAAAGUUCAAAGUUUCAAAGCACCUGGCUUGUCAUCAAAGAAACUGUUGGAGAGUGGCUUCAAAUUCAAGUACAGCGUUGAGGAAAUGUUGGAUGAUGCUAUCAAAUGCUGUAAGGACAAAGCCUAUCUCAAAUAAUGAUUUAGUUUAUUAACUUCUUUUUAUAGCUUUUCUUGUUGCAUCAUCAUGAAGAAUAAAGUCCCAGCAAAAGUUAUGUUUGUGCCCAUCAUGGCUUGUUGGCUGAACUCAUAUUUUUCAUGAAGAUUUCUAUGUUAUAAAUAAAAGUCUAGACU